GCGACAAGGGCUCUUCAAGCGGGUGCGGAUAUCUGUUCUCAAGUGAUCCAAUAAGGCACUUCCCCUUCUGGGCGGAAAAUUGCGGACCAAGUGCAAGUCUCGGUGGACAGCCUUUGGCAUCAACUGUUUUCAGCGCACGAACAAGUGACAGGCGGAAAAGGCGACAUAUAACUUAUGGGCGAGUCAUACUCAGGCGCAGCAGCAAUGAAUCACUUAUCGCACAUCUUUACGAGGAAUAUGCAAGCUGAUCAAACAUUUCAAGCUGGUCAAAAAUUUCAAACUGUGUGGCCAUAGACGGAUCAAGUCACCAAGCAUGCGGGCAAAUAUGCGGGAUGGUUUAAAAUCAACGGCACGAUCAUCAUCAUCAUUAACCAUCCCUACUUUUGUGGUGAAACCCCAAAGAGAAAGCGGCAACAAAAGGAGCAGCGGCAAACAUCGUAUCGACAAACAGUGUCCAUCGCUACCUAUGGUGGCCACAUGGAGCAAGAUACUUCAGCGACAAAAACUGCAACAAUGCAUACGACAAUUCAAUCCGUUCAGAAUCACAAGGUGUAAUGUGACGGCAACACUCAUUACAACUAUUCAAAUCAGUCAACGUCAAGUCAAGGAGAUGAAAACAAUCCUCAUCUAUCUCAGUUUACGACGAGGAGACUUGUGGAAACAGCAGCAUGGCGACAAAAAGACGAGAUUGGCAUUGUCAGCUUUCAAUACUGUAUGGGGACAACAUCGGGCAUUGGACGGCCAUUCGAAUGCGUCUUCAUCAUUUCUAUCAAACGGCACCAAAGCAGAAAGACUGGCGACUUCUCCUAUGGUGGCAAUUGAGCGCAAAAGACAAACAAAAAAUCUACCAAGAAUCAUUGGAGCAAAUGGGUGUGGUAGCAACCAAGCACAGAAGGUUAUUGCGGCAAUGAAGCACGGUGGCAAUGCAACACAUCCUCUGAUAUGGCAAUCAAAACUGGCAACAAAGCAUCUACAAAGCGCCACACAUACGACUUCCCUGGUGAACGGCGUUCUUCAUGAUGGCGCCAUAAUCCAAAUUGCAUUACGGGAAGAAUUGGCGACAAGAUACGAGGAGACAUAUUUAAUGAAAACAUGUCAAACGCUAGGUGGAUGCAAAGCAUUUAGGGGGAAAAGGUGGCGAACAAUCUGUAAAUUUCGCAUGAAAACAACAAGCAAAGUCAUCGGCAUGGGCGGGCAAAGAAUAUCAAGGACAACGAUGCACACGGGACACGGCUAUUGGAUGGAGCAGUAUCAUAUUAUCGUGGCGGUUUCAUUUCUGCUUUAGUGGUGAAGCAGCAAUGGGGACAAAAGAAGGGACGAGAAGCACACCUGUCCAAGUCGCAUCAAGCAAAACACUGCGUCUAAAGGUCACUAUCAACAAGGGUCACAUUAUUGUCAGAGGGACCCGACGGCAUUGCGUAGACGCAAUAAUGGCGGCACUAUCCGUAUCCGACUUUCGAAUUCAUGCUGGCGAGCACACGUUGAAGACACUGAUCGCACAACCGAUAAACGCUACUCGACGAGAGA
Messenger RNA from Zychaea mexicana, 1527 nucleotides. RefSeq lists its product as uncharacterized. The record is from RefSeq and is a predicted model, not a curated record. The transcript is spliced from 5 exons. The coding region runs from base 314 to 1285 and encodes 323 amino acids. Lineage: Eukaryota; Fungi; Mucoromycota; Mucoromycetes; Mucorales; Lichtheimiaceae.